Molecule: messenger RNA, 3816 nt
Organism: Porites lobata
Lineage: Eukaryota; Metazoa; Cnidaria; Anthozoa; Scleractinia; Poritidae
Source: the annotation of a GenBank genome assembly
AUGCAACCCAUUGGCCGACGACGCCGCUGGCGUGAUGUGGUGGAGCGGGCGCAAUUCAAUGCGCAGUUACGACAAUUGCGGGAUCCUGUCCCUGGGGAUAAUAUUGGUAUGGCGUUAACUGAAGCGCUCCACCAAGCCAUUGAAACAGAACUCGGCCGCGAGCAGCGACCUGCCCAUCAUUUUGUGAAUUUUGCCAUUACGGCUCAUGGGUUCACCCACGCCUAUCAAACCGCCAAUUUUACCGUGGGGGAGUUUUUACAGCGUACCGCUCGUUUGGAUGAAAUGUUAGCCACGUUGGCUGGGAAGUUGAACAGCAAUGAAGCCUUCAACCCUGAUCGUGGGUUCCAAGUGGAUGUGGUGUUUGUCUCUAUGCCCGGCCCAGGGUCUGGUCGACAUAAACAACGCAAUGUCGGACGUUACUGCCUGGAUCGAGACAACAAGAAAAAAAAAUGUAUCAUCCCUAUUCGAAACAGAGAUGCCUUAUGCUGUGCCCGCGCUAUCGUCACCAUGCGCGCCUAUUGCCACAAAGAUCAAGGGGUGGAUGAGUUUCGUCAAUGGGAGAAUCUGAAAAAAGGGUGUCCUGUGCAACAACGUCAAGCCCAGGCCUUUCAUCAACAAGCGGGUGUAGCUGAGGGUCCCUGUGGUUUACCCGAGCUUCGCCAAUUUCAGCAAGCGUUGGGGUCUCAAUAUCAAUUGCUGGUGAUGACCCGGAUCAAGCCGUUCUCUCUGAUCUUCAAAGGACCUGAUGCCCCUCAUAAGAUUCGUUUACUGAAAUCCAAUGAUCAUUUUGAUGGCUGCAAGUCCUUUCCUGCGUUUGUCAACCGUUCCUAUUAUUGUCUGGACUGUGAACGGGGGUUCAAUACCAACGAUCGUUCUAAUCAUACUUGUCAAGGGAGACGCUACACUGCGUGUGGUCGAUUUGACUGUCCGGAUUAUGUGCGUGGCACCCGCCCCACAGACUAUUGCCCCUUCUGUCAUUGCAAGUUUUAUGGUGGUGAUUGUAAACGUUAUCAUGUGGUCAGCAAACAAUGUCAAUCCAUCAAAACUUGUCUCAAGUGUCAAGCCCAGUACACCGUGGUUCCCAACAAACGUCACCAGUGUGGGCAUGCCAAAUGCCAGGUAUGUCAGGAAUGGGUGUCUAUCCAACACCACAAGUGUUACAUUCAGCCCGUGGUGGAGGAACAAGAGACUGAACCAACAGAGGAGGAGGGAGGUAGCAUGGUGGCGCCACCUCCUCCCCUGUUUGUUUAUGCGGAUUUUGAAGCUAUGCAAAAUGCGGAAGGCGUAUUUGUAGCCAAUUUGUUAUGUUAUUCAUCCAGUGAAGAAACAACCAUUCAUGUGUUGGACGGGGAGGACUGCGCCCUACAAUUUUUGCGCGAUUUGGAUGAUCUCACCGACCUCCCGGACCAAGAAGGUGAACGGGAAAUUCUCGUGGUGUUUCACAAUUUGAAAGGCUUUGACGGCAUGUUCAUUUUGCACGAACUGUACCAGCAACAACGCGAGGUGGUGGAACAAUUGACCGUGGGCGCCAAAGUGUUGUCCUUCAAGAGCGGACCCCUCAAAUUCAUUGACUCGUUGUGUUUCUUGCCUAUGCCGCUGGCCUCCUUUCCCAGCACCUUCAAUUUAACCGAAUUAAAGAAGGGCUUCUUUCCUCACUUGUUCAAUACCCCCGAUCACCAACAGUACGUGGGGCGUAUCCCCGAUUUGGAGUUUUACGAUCCCGAGGGCAUGAUGGUCAAAAAGAAAGACGAACUGACGCGUUGGCAUGCGGACCAAGUCCGUCGUAACGAGCGCUUUGAUUUUCGUCAAGAAAUGAUCGACUAUUGCAAAUCAGAUGUGGCUCUCUUAAAAGCGGGGUGUGAAGCCUUUCAACAAGAAUUCGAACAGCAGGCUGGUUUCAACCCCAUGGCCAAGUGCAUGACCAUCGUCAGUGCCUGCAACCUGUAUUGGCGCAAACACCAUCUGACUCCCGACACCAUCGCCGUCGAACCUCUAGGGGGCUGGCGAGGCGCCCAGGUCAAUCAAUCGCUCAAGGCCCUACAAUGGCUCUAUUAUCAAGAACACCUCAUUCCCAAAGAGGGGGCCAGUGCCGACCGCCUUCGACACGUUCGUAAUGGGGGCGAACAGUCGGUUCGGACCACCGCCAACAGUUAUUUCGUGGAUGGCUACGAUCCCCUGACCCGCACCGUCUAUGAAUUUCAUGGAUGUCUCUACCAUGGCUGUCCCCGCUGUUAUCCCAACAGACGAGCCAAGCAUUAUGCGGUGCCGGACAGAAGCGUGGAAGAACUCUAUCAAGCCACGCUCUCCAAACGCAUGGCCCUGCUCCGAGCCGGUUAUACGGUGAUCGAAAUGUGGGAGUGUGAAUGGGACCAAUUGGUGGACACAAAUGAAGCCGUCCAGCGUUUCCUGAAUUCGUUCGAUCUGGUACCACCCCUGGAACCCCGCGAAGCCUUCUUUGGGGGUCGAACGGGUGCCGUGGCCCUGCAUGCCGUGGCUGGGGAGAAUGAAGAGAUACGUUAUGUGGAUGUCACCUCCCUGUACCCGUGGGUGAACAAAAACUGCCCUUACCCCAUUGGACAUCCCAAGAUCAUCACCCAACCCGUCGACCAGUCCCUGGCAUCGUAUUUUGGUCUGGCCACCGUGGACAUUCUUCCCCCCGCUGGCUUAUUCCACCCGGUCUUGCCUGUACGCGGUGGCCAAAAGCUCACGUUUCCUCUCUGCCGUGCCUGUGUCCAGACAGAGCAAGCCCAACCCAUGUUAAGCAGAACCCAUUAUUGCCCUCAUUCUGACGCCGAUCGCACGCUACGCGGGACCUGGUGCACGCCCGAACUCGUCAAAGCCGUCGAAAAGGGGUACACCCUCAUCAAGAUCCACGAAGUCUGGCAUUUUCCCCCCGAACAACGCCAAACAGGUCUUUUCGCCCAUUACGUCAACACCUGGCUAAAAUUGAAACAAGAAUCAGCGGGGUGGCCCAGUUGGUGUCAGACCCUCGAACAGAAACGAGACUACAUUCUUCGUUAUCAAGAGAGGGAGGGCAUCCGUCUGGACAUUAGCAGUAUCGCCAAAAAUCCCGGACGCAAGGCUACCGCCAAGCUCAUGCUCAACAGUUUCUGGGGCAAAUUCGGCGAGCGCAUUAACAAACCCACCACCGUCACCGUCCAAAGCCCCGCCCAUUUGUUCCGACUCCUUUUCGAUGCCACCCUCGAUAUCAGCACGCUCCGCCUUUGUACCGACGAUAUCCUGGAAGCCGUCUACACGAGUGUCCAAGACAAUGCCGUCAAAGGCACCAAAACGAACAUCUUUGUGGCGGCUUUCACCACGUGCCAUGCUCGACUCAAGCUCUACGAGUCCCUGGACACCCUUCAACAACAAGUCCUCUAUUAUGAUACAGAUAGUGUCGUGUACAAGUGGCGUCCCGGUCAACCCAGCAUUGCCACCGGGGAUUUUCUGGGGGAUAUGACGGACGAACUGGAUGGAGACGUCAUCACUGAGUUUGUUUCUGGGGGCGCCAAGAAUUAUGGGUACCAGACCCGUGGAGGCAAAGUGGUGUGCAAGGUACGCGGUUUCACGUUGAACGUCCGUGGCUUCGCCAUUCUCAAUUUUCAUACCAUGAAAGAGAACAUUCUUUCGGAAUUAAACUCGCCUCAGGACGCUCGCCGAAAUUUGAACAUUGUCAAUCCCUAUCAUUUCACACGAGAUCUAGAAAAAAAACGCAUUCAAGUGGUUCGGCGCGUCAAGCAGUAUGGGUUGGUGUUCGACAAGCGCGUGAUCGAUGUGGCCACUCGAUCCAGCUAUCCCUAUGGUUACGAGAGGAUU